UGAUCCGCCCUCUGGAAACAGCUGAGGGCAGAGCGACAGCCACACAGGAAUCCUGGAGGAGAAAGAAAGAAUAACAGCACUUUUACUUUGAAAGUGGGAAGCUUCACACUCCUGGACAGACAUGCGCUGGAAAAGUGAAGUAACAGUAGAGUGUUGCGUUGUUAACGAGACUGAAAACGGAUCUCUGUUGUCCAACGAUGAGCUUCUCGUCAUGUGUGAAGAUUGCAAAGGAGACGGAGAGCUGCUAGGCACAUGCACUGAGGACAGGAGAGACAUUAUGGGCGCGUCGGUGGAAGUUUUGGAUGAAGACGCGUCGUCGCUGCGGGCGAUGGCAUCUGCGCCUCUGUUAGGCAGAGCUGUGUGUGCGAGCUGCAACGAGGAAAUUGUGGAUAAAUAUUUAUUAAAGGUUAACGACUUGUGCUGGCAUGUGCGUUGUCUCUCCUGCAGCGUGUGCCAGACCUCACUUGGCAGCCACACGAGCUGUUACAUCAAAGAAAAAGAAGUGUUCUGUAAACUGGAUUACUUUAGCUCCUGCAUGUGGGGGUCUAAUUCGCUCACCAUGACGUUCACCUGCAGAAGAUACGGCACCUGGUGCGCGUGCUGCGGCCGGAACAUCCACUCCACAGACUGGGUCCGCCGGGCCAAGGGCAACGUCUAUCACCUGGCCUGCUUCGCCUGCUUCUCCUGCAAGAGACAGCUGUCCACCGGGGAGGAGUUCGCUCUGGUGGAGGAGAAGGUGCUCUGCAGGGUCCACUACGACUGCAUGCUGGACAACCUCAAGCGGGCCGCGGAGAAAGGAAACAGUGUUAACGUGGACGGGGCCGUGCCCACUGAACAGGAGAUUAACCAGCCCAAACCCUCCAAGAGAGCACGGACCAGCUUCACUGCCGACCAGCUGCAGGUGAUGCAGGCCCAGUUUGCUCAGGACAACAAUCCAGACGCCCAAACGCUGCAGAGACUGGCGGAGCAGACGGGCCUCAGUCGAAGAGUCAUACAGGUCUGGUUCCAGAACUGCAGAGCGCGCCACAAGAAGCACGUGAGCCCCAACCACACGUCCAGCACCUCCCUGACCUCCCUGCAGUCCAACCGCCUCUCGCAGCCCACCCCGACCCCCGAGGAGCUGCAGUACACAGCUUACGGAGGCCCGGAGGGAUCAAUGCUCUCUGCACUACACUCCUUCAUAGACAGUGAGCACCAGCCUUUUCAUGUACACUCCCCUCCAUCCAUGUUUCAACCGCUGCUGCCAGCUCACGCCAUGACCUCCCUGCCUGUGUCUCACGCCUGAGCCGCACAUGCCCCCCCCCCCCCCACACACACACACACAGUCGUCAUUAGCAGCAGCAGUAUUCAGAUCGCCACAUUUCCUUUACUUCAACUGUCAGUAAUUCAUUAAAUGUUGACAUUCUUUGAAAACACUAAAUUCGCGUUAGAGCAUGUAACGGAUGACUAUAAUUUGUACUGUAUAAUGUGGAAUUGGAAAGGUUUUAUUGAACCUCAUUGGAUUGUGACAUAUGACAUUAUAGAUUUAUAUUUGUUUGUGUAGUUGGUGACACAGUUUGACCGUGCUCCUCUAAGUGAACGCCACCACCCCCCCAUGUCAACUCAUUAUGAAGGUGAACUUGAAAUUGUUUGUAUAGCAGUGUUUGGAUAUUGCAAUUUUAUUUAUUUAUUGUAUGUGAAGUCUGUUUUGAAAAUAAAUGUCUACUUUCACAAACCCGGAAUGAAUGAAUGAAUGAAUGAAAACAGAUAGUUUACUGGUCAGAUCCAGUGACAGCUGACAUGCUGCAGUGUUAAGACCUGAAUGGGCAUGUUUAGAAAUUGGAAAUGAAGUAAAUACAUAGUAGAAAAAACUAUUUAUUGAUGAAAACAGAAGUACAAAAACAUCUAUAUUUGAACGCAAUAUAUUCUGUUAAAAACACACAUGCAAUUUUUACUGUAUAAAAAAAUAUAUGAGGCAUUUAUACUGUCAGCUUUCUGCACAAAUGAGCCACAAUAAAUAAAAACAGUUUGGAGUAUGGACAGGUUUGAGCA
Molecule: messenger RNA, 2031 nt
Organism: Sander lucioperca (pikeperch)
Lineage: Eukaryota; Metazoa; Chordata; Actinopteri; Perciformes; Percidae
Product: LIM/homeobox protein Lhx8
Exons: 9
Coding region: 122-1285 (387 amino acids)
Biological process (GO): regulation of transcription by RNA polymerase II; neuron differentiation; forebrain neuron development
Cellular component (GO): nucleus
Molecular function (GO): RNA polymerase II transcription regulatory region sequence-specific DNA binding; DNA-binding transcription factor activity, RNA polymerase II-specific
Source: RefSeq, a predicted model, not a curated record